AUGCGUGCGACCACCGGUGGCUCGCCAGCCAAGGUUCGCAAGAGGAGAAUACCGACUGCCUGUGGCUCUUGCCGAUACUCCAAAGCGAAAUGCGACGGCAAACGACCAUGUUCACGCUGCCGUGCUCUCAACAAGGAGUGUGCGUUCGAGGAGCGACCGAAAGAUGCCCAGCAGAUGCGGAUUGAGAUGCUGGAGACACAGCUCGGCUCUCUCAAGGCCCAGCUGCAGUCCCAGUCCGACGCCAGCGAUGCGAUUGCAGCAGAGCACGCAGGUGCUGAAGUGUUAACAUCGAUCCGUCCGGAUGGCUCACAGGUCUCGAACAAAACAUUCGGCCAUUCUGCCAUCUCUCCGCUGUCUACAGUCACGGCCCCCGAUGCGACGACGCUUCAGAACGCGGCGACCGGCUCGCCGGAAUCAGUCUUUUUGCCUCCCCGACGCGCCUCGCAUUUUGACACUGUCGCCGUGUCCCUCCCCGACUUUAUCGACGUAGGGCUUCUUUCACCGGAACAGGCGCGAGUCUAUUUCGAGGCAUUCUUUCACGGCUCGGACCGCUAUGUCCCCGUUUUCGACCCCUUGUUCGACACGCCGCAGAGUGUCCGCUCGCGAAGCAGCAUCCUCUUCUGCGCAAUAUGCACCGUGGGCUGUCGCGUGCUCGCGGGUACCGACUCGCAGCACUGGCGGCUGCUCAACUUUCACAUCCGGCGGCUGCUCAACGCGGCGCUGGUCAUGCCCGAGAUGGCAUGUCUGGAGACCGUGCAGGCGCUGCUGGUGCGCGCGUGCUACACGUCCGAGCGGUCGCUCCUGGUAUCAGUCGCCACGCGCAUGGCUCUCACCAUCGGCCUCCCAGAAGCGUAUGAUGAGCUUAUGAGUCAGACGUUCAGUAGCGAGUGGCAGCGCUCUGAGACACCAAUGACAAAUGAGCCCAUGCUGAUGCGCAAGACGCGGACGUGGCUGUUUAUCCUCGUCAUGGGGCACAUCCUUCAUGUCGAUGCCGGCGACAUCCUAUCGCUCCAGCUCACCGGCAACGUUCGCCGAUGCCGAGUGCUACUCCAUCGCCCUACCUCAGCGAAGCAAGACCUCUGCCUCUGGCCACAGAUUGAGCUAAACUCGCUUCGGGCAAGGAUCCAAGCCACAUUGUCCGACCCGCGGCGCGUCAUCGCCGGCAAUGGCAGCGAUCAAGCCAUCAUGGACGACGUGCGCGAUGCAAUCAUCGACCUGGACGUCUGGUUUGCAGACUGGGCACGCAUUUACGAUGCAAGUGGCGACCCGCAGGCCCCCUGGCUGAAGCUAAACCUGCAGGUGCAGCGGUGCUGGGGUGUGACCAUGGCGCUUUGCCGGGCGGUACGCACGACUGGUGUCGAGGACGUGAGCUUAAUGACGACGACGCAAAAGGACUUGCUGCGCAUGGCGAGGGAUGCGCUGCGGCAGCAUCUUGACAUCAUUGUCGAGGAGCCGCGACUAUACCUGCUCAACCUCCGCUACGCAAUGGACUUUGUAUGGGCCAAGUGCGUGUUUUGCUACCUGCUGCUUCUGAAGCUGUCCAUCCUGCUGCCAGAGCCGGAUCGCGGCGAGCACUGGGGUCACGACCUCGUGUCGUGCGGGAACAUGCUCCUGGACGAGCUAAGCGCCGCAGGGGGGGACAUGGCCGGCGGGCACAGAAGCGGAACGGGGAGGCUAUACCUGCAGCUCCUGCGAACGGGCAUCGAAAAGUACUCGCACGCUCUGGAUGGAAAUCAGCCCUCGCCGUUGGUCACGGGACGUGCGAGAGGCACUCGGAUGCCAGCGGGAAGGCCUGACGUGGACGACUCCGGUGAUGCAGACGCGUUCGUGCCGGACCAAUUUGUCUUUGAAUGGGACUUUCCUGGGCUGACACUGUUCUCGUCGUCUGCUACUGAGGCGGGCUGGUUGGACGGGAUACUACUCGAGGCCCUGAGUGGCGCUGACGAGUUCAUGGGCUUUGGCUGGACGGGGCCAGAGGCAUUUGCGGCGCAAUAG
Molecule: messenger RNA, 1995 nt
Organism: Purpureocillium lilacinum
Lineage: Eukaryota; Fungi; Ascomycota; Sordariomycetes; Hypocreales; Ophiocordycipitaceae
Biological process (GO): regulation of DNA-templated transcription
Cellular component (GO): nucleus
Molecular function (GO): DNA-binding transcription factor activity, RNA polymerase II-specific; transcription cis-regulatory region binding; zinc ion binding
Source: RefSeq, a predicted model, not a curated record